Molecule: messenger RNA, 2076 nt
Organism: Besnoitia besnoiti
Lineage: Eukaryota; Apicomplexa; Conoidasida; Eucoccidiorida; Sarcocystidae
Product: aspartyl protease ASP3
Exons: 9
Coding region: 1-2076 (691 amino acids)
Biological process (GO): proteolysis
Molecular function (GO): aspartic-type endopeptidase activity
Source: RefSeq, a predicted model, not a curated record
AUGGAUGGCGCCGCUCGUCCGCGCAGGUGGUGCGCCUCCACAGGUGCUUCCCUGCUUGUUUCUUGCUGUCUUUUAACCGUCUCGUCGCUGUAUGCCGCACAUGCCGCGGCAGCCUCGUCUUCAAGAUCCGCUGCUUCUGCCUCCUUCCUCGAUAGAACCGCCUCUCCUUCACAGGCUGCAGACCUCGCUCCUCCGCGGGGGCUGGGCGCUGGCGCCGACGGCGCAUUUGUUUCGGCUGAAAGAUCACCUGCCUCCUUCCAGCCCUCCACUCCCGCAGGCGAGCGCACGUCGUCCUCGGUGCUGGGAUCCAGUGGAGGCCUGCAGGUUGAAGAAAUUGCGACAGUGGGAUAUCAUACCGAUGUCGGGGCUUCGGCCGGUGCGACGCCUUCGCGCGUGACGGAGAAGUUCAUCCGCCACUACAAUGUGGCGCCGAGUGCGCGGGCGGCGGCUCUGUCCACCAGCUCCGGCAUUCCGCUCUGCCACAGCUGUUCGCACUUCGACGCAGCGCAGGGAGGCUGCCGCGUCUGUCUGCAUGGAGAAAUCACCUCUGAUUUCGUGAUGCCGAUGACGCCGAUCCGGAACAUCGACACCCACCGUGACGAAACCUUGUCUCGCCUUGACGCAAAUCACCACGCGCACCUGAACCAAAAGAAGAACUUCUACGUGCGCCGCGGCGAGGGGCCCUUUGGUUCUCUGGGCAACGCGCCAGCCACGCCCGGCUUGGAUGUAGCCAUUGCACUGGGCGUGAUUCCUCCCGAGCUGCCUUCUGCCUCGUUCGCGCAAGUGCGAAAUCAGCACCAGGCCGUCAGCACGCACACCCACGGGGCGUCUGAGAGCGAGAGCGAAUCUGACAGCCUGUCGGAGUCUGAGUCGGCGUCUGAGUCCGAGUCAGCGUCUGUCUCUCAGAGCGCAGGCACGGAGGAUCUCGACUUGAAGCUCGCCGCGGCGUCGGUCCCCAUCGUACAGAUGAAAGACAGUCAAUACGUUGGAGUCAUCGGCAUCGGGACCCCGCCCCAGUUCAUCCAGCCGAUUUUCGACACCGGCAGCACGAAUCUGUGGGUAGUUGGCUCGCACUGCAAUGACGACACCUGCACCAAGGUCACGCGCUUCGACCCCGCUCGGUCGUCUACGUUCAGACCCUCCAAUCCGCCAGUUCACUUGGAUAUCACCUUCGGUACAGGCCGGAUUGACGGCAGCACGGGCGUCGAUGACUUCACUGUGGGGCCGUUCGUUGUGAAAAAUCAAUCCUUCGGCUUGGUGGAGAGAGAGAGCGGCCACAACAUGCAUGGAAACAUUUUCAAGACGAUCAAUUUCGAAGGCAUUGUCGGUCUCGCCUUCCCGGAGAUGUCUAGCACGGGAAGUAUUCCCAUCUACGACAACAUCAUGCAGCAAGCUGCUCUGAAGGAGAACGAAUUUGCUUUCUACAUGGCCAAGGGCACGCCGGUAUCGGCUCUGUUUUUUGGAGGCGUUGAUCCCCGCUUCUACGAGGCGCCUAUUCACAUGUUCCCGGUGAACCGUGAACACUACUGGGAGACCCCUCUAGACGCCAUUUACGUUGGGGACAAGAAAUUCUGCUGCGACGAAGGCACGCAGAACUACGUCAUCCUGGACUCCGGAACGAGCUUCAACACCAUGCCUGGAGGGGAGCUUGGCAAACUCAUGGAUAUGAUUCCAGCCAAGGCUUGCGACCUAGACAACCCGGAGUUCACGAGCAGCUUCCCCACGAUUACUUACGUUAUUGGAGGCAUUGAGUUCCCAUUGACGCCCGAGCAGUAUUUGGUGCGAAGCAAGGGCGACAUCUGCAAGCCCGCCUACAUGCAGAUCGACGUACCGUCUGACUUCGGGCACGCGUACAUUCUCGGUUCAGUCGCUUUUAUGCGGCACUACUAUACUGUCUUUAGACGGUCCGAUGGAUCGCGGCCUUCUUUGAUUGGAAUCGCACGUGCGGUUCACAGCGACGACAACAGUGCGUACCUUUCGAGCGUGCUAAACGGGUACCCAGGCGCGCGUAUCCACAAAGAAAAUAUGAUGGUGAUAGAAAGGGCGAUGUCUUCUGUGUCGACGCAAGAGCUGUGA